Molecule: messenger RNA, 736 nt
Organism: Pomacea canaliculata
Lineage: Eukaryota; Metazoa; Mollusca; Gastropoda; Architaenioglossa; Ampullariidae
Exons: 2
Coding region: 1-642 (213 amino acids)
Molecular function (GO): nucleic acid binding
Source: RefSeq, a predicted model, not a curated record
AUGUCACCACUGAGCCAGCGAGCGAACAGAAAGGUUGAAAGGUCGUACCCGAUAUCAAGAAUUAUAGCAGCCUACCCAAACUGUACACUUUUGAAAGUUGAAAAUCUUGUAAAAAAUGAUUUAGAGAGCCGAUGUCUAAAAAAGCCGAUUGAGGUUCAAGCAGAAAUCAUCAGUGGACUGAAGUUUGCUGAAGGUGGUUUGUAUCAUAAGGACAGGCAGGUGGAUGCCGUGACCAUACACCAGGCUCUGGCUGAGUUUCUGGAGUUUCUAGGCGAUGAGCCUGUCACACUGUUUGGUCACAACUGUAAACGGUUUGCUUGUCUCGUUCUCUUCAACGCCGCCAAAUCCUGUGACAGGAUGGAGGACUUGGAGAAGAAGGUGACAGGCUAUGUGGACACCCUGCCUCUGUUUAGAGAUGUCUUCCCGGGCCUGCCACCCUACAGGCAGAUCACUUUGUACCAACAUCUCUUCAGGGAGUCCUACGCCGCUCACGUGGGUAUGAGUGACGUCACAUCGUUAAAGCGAAUUCUUGUCCUGCCGUCUGUUACACCGGAAGUAGUUUACAGACAUUCAUUUGAUCUCGACUAUAUCCGUGAGGGUGUGAAAGACUCGUUGAUAAAACAGAAGAGGUCUGCAAGCUGAUUUCCCGAGGUUUUCAACAAAGCCAAUGUAAAGACUAAAGUAAACUUCAUAGACUAUUGUACAAUGUACAGACUUGUUUACACUGUAUAAACUG